Molecule: messenger RNA, 1585 nt
Organism: Homarus americanus (American lobster)
Lineage: Eukaryota; Metazoa; Arthropoda; Malacostraca; Decapoda; Nephropidae
Exons: 3
Coding region: 92-1585 (497 amino acids)
Source: RefSeq, a predicted model, not a curated record
AGUGAGGCCUUACAGGUAGUGAAGGUGGAGCACAACAACACUAUGUGGCGAGUGUGUUAAGAGUCAGGUGUAGGGAGGCGCGUGUGGGGUGAUGAAAGGUGAUCGUGGUGUGGUGACCAUCAGUGGGGCAGCGGUGAGUGACGACCCUGCUGGAGCCCCUCACCCGACACCACCGUCGGCGUCGUCAGUAGCACCACCCCGCCCCACCCCUCGAGCCUUCGCUCCUGCUGGCGGUGGUUUCCUACGUAGGUUAUCCAGGUAUGCCAGUAGGGUCGUGCCCUUGUCGGCCACUGCGAUCCGGGAGGUCCCAGACUACGGCGCCACUGUGGACGCCCUUAAUGACCUCCAGGGUGGCACUGCCGACACAGGUAGCGGAGCAGAUGGUACUGAUGUGGCCGUGCAGGUGUCCCAGGAGGCAGGGGCGGGGGGCAGCAGGGUCAACAUCCCGGUGCUACACAUCACCAGGUCAGCCAGCUACGAGCGAGCCAUCAGCAGCAACCGUAUGCUGACCUCAACCAAGCCCCGCGCCCCGCCCGUCCCCACCAGCACCGCCAAGACCACAAGAUCCCGGAAACUGACGUCCAGGAAGAAGUCCAACGUCUCGGACACCUCCAGGUCUUCCACCACCUCCAAUGAGUCUAACUCGGCCGUGACCUCCUCCGUGACCUCCAGUUUGACCACCACAACCUCUACCGUGACCGCCGGUGGUACUGGGUCAUUGGAGGUGAGGGUGGCGCCCACAGCCGCCCCCAGGUACUCCAUCAGGAACUCCCUGGCUGUAGAGGAAGAGGGCGGCGGAGGGAGCGAGUACCCGUAUUUGAGGGAGAUGAAGGAGCGGCUGCUGCUGUCCCGUGACCCACCACUGGCCAGCAUGGACGAGUCAUCUCCUCACGAUGCCACCGACAACCAGAUGCUGGAGGUCCAUCAGACUCCUGUAGGAACCGUCGUGCAAGCUGAACGCAGACGGGUAUGGUUCUCACACAUCACCCACCCAUCGUGUGGAGAGUUACUACACCGGCACCCUGGAGUCCCGACGAGGCCUUCUCGAGUACUACCCCAAGAAUGCCAAGUGAGUACCCAUACCCUUCCUGGUGCUCUAUACCCCUUCCUGGUGCUCUGUACCCCAUACCCAAUCCUGGUGCUCUAUACCCAAUCCUGGUGCUCUAUACCCAAUCCUGGUGCUCUAUACCCAAUCCUGGUGCUCUAUACCCCUUCCUGGUGCUCAUACCACUUCCUGGUGCUCUAUCCCCUUCCUGGUACUCUCUAUACCACUUCCUGGUGCUCUAUACCUUCCUGGUGCCCUGGUGCUCUAUACCCCAUCCUGGUGCUCUAUACCCCAUCCUGGUGCUCUAUACCCCUUCCUGGUGCCCUGCUGCUCUAUACCCCUACCCGAACAAUGCCAGGUGAGUACCCAUACCCCUCGUGUGCCCUGGUUCUAUAUCUCGUGUACCCUAGUUCUAUAUCUCGUGUACCCUGGUUCGAUAUCUCGUGUGCCCUGGUGCUAUAUCUCGUGUGCCCUGGUGCUAUAUCUCGUGUACCCAAGUUCUAUAUCUCGUGUGCCCUGUGUUACGAGUUGGGGAUUUAG